Molecule: messenger RNA, 1999 nt
Organism: Cryptomeria japonica (Japanese cedar)
Lineage: Eukaryota; Viridiplantae; Streptophyta; Pinopsida; Cupressales; Cupressaceae
Product: probable LRR receptor-like serine/threonine-protein kinase At1g51810
Exons: 11
Coding region: 148-1899 (583 amino acids)
Biological process (GO): protein phosphorylation
Molecular function (GO): ATP binding; protein binding; protein kinase activity
Source: RefSeq, a predicted model, not a curated record
AGGAGCACCACAAAUUCCAUUCCUUCAACAGAGGAGUUCCAAAUACCAUCAGCUGUGUUAGAAACUGCCUUGGUGAGCAGCAACAAGAGCGUGGGAAAUAUUAGAUGGAAUUGGAGUGUUCCAGAAAUUGGUGAAUACUAUUUUUUGAUGUGCUUUGCUGAAGUAGAAGAACUUGACGUUAAUGCAAUAAGGGAGUUCAAUAUAAGUAUCAAUGGAUAUUCAUACCAGUCUCCUGUUACAUUACAUAGCUACCUCGAUUCGAUUGUCGUCAAGUAUGGACCCAUCAAAGCUGAUAGCUUGGAAAAUGUCCAAUUUUCUCUUGAUCCUACCAAUCGAUCGAGCGUGGGUGCAAUUAUUAAUGCUUUGGAUAUCUACCAAUAUAGGAGGCUACCCAACAAUGGAACUAAAAGUGAAGAUGUGAAUGCCAUUGCUGACAUUGUGAGGCACUUCAAUCUGGAGAAAGAGAGGAUGGGUGAUCCGUGUCUUCCACAGAAAUAUAGUUGGGAUUGGGUGGAUUGCAAUCAAGACUCCUCACCAAGGAUUAUUGCAGUGGACUUGGCAAGAAAUAAUUUGAGUGGUUCAAUACCAGAGGCUCUGGCUAUUCUCUCCAAUCUUAAACAACUGAAUUUGGCAGACAAUGACUUAAACGGAUCAGUGCCAAUUGGUCUGUCUGAACAAAAGCAACGUGGAAAACUCAUUCUGAGUGUUUAUGGCAAUGAAAAACUUUGCCAAGUAGGCAUUUGCAAGGAUGGCCGAAAAGGAAAGAGUAGCAAAACACUAUUUGUUUGGUUAAUAGUGGCAGGAAUUGCAAUACUUAUAUCCUUUACUGCAAUAUUAAUCUUUAUAAAAAUUAAAUCAAGCAGAAAAAUUCGAAAAGGGAAAACUGAAACAGGACAUUUAAAUCUUGACAAUUUUGAUGGAUGUCGAUCAUUCAGUUUCAUAGAGGUAAGAGCUAUGACUAGCAACUUUCAGACGGAGAUUGGAAAAGGAGGAUAUGGAUCUGUUUAUCUUGGUUGUCUUCAAGACAAGGAUGUGGCCGUCAAAAUCUCGUCUGAUAAAUCACAUAAGGGUGCCAUACAGUUUUCCACAGAGGUAGAAAUUCUCUACAAAUUACACCAUAAGAAUCUCAUAAAAUUUAUGGGUUACUGCGAAGAGGAACAAAAUUUGGUUCUUGUAUAUGAAUACAUGUCCAAUGGAGACCUGCGACAUUUUCUGGAUGGUCAAACUUCUUCAAGAAAUUAUCUGGGCUGGGAAAGAAGACUCAACAUUGCAUUAGAUGCUGCUCAAGGAUUGGAAUAUCUACAUGUAGGAUGCAAGCCAAGCAUUAUUCACAGAGAUGUAAAGAGCUCCAAUAUUUUGUUGAAUGACCAAAUGGAAGCAAAAAUAGCAGAUUUUGGGUUGUCAAGGAUGGGACCAUUGGAUGGAGCUACACACGUAUCCACCCUUGUAAAGGGUACCAUUGGAUAUCUAGAUCCAGAAUAUUAUUCUACAAAUCGAUUGACAGAAAAGAGUGAUGUUUAUAGCUUUGGAGUUGUUUUGAUGGAGAUUAUUAGUGGAAAACAUCCUCACUUUGUAGAUGAUUCAACAUCUAACAGUGAACACAUACAAAUCACUAAUUGGGUAAGGGCAUCCUUAUUAAAGGAUGACAUAGAGAACAUUGCAGAUCCUAAUUUACUUGGAAAUUAUGAUAAAGAUGCAAUGUUGAAAGUGGCAAAUUUGGCAAUGGUUUGUACUUCACCUCAUUCUAAGAAUAGGCCUACAAUGAAUGAGGUGGUGUUAGAAUUAAAGGAAGCAAGUCAAUUCGAAACACAUGAAAUUGCAUCCUCACAUUCUCAUCCUUCUUUACAAACCUCUCAUAAUGUGGACUCAGAUGUGUCAUUAUAUUCAGUUGGUAGAUGAGAUAGAGGAAGAUGUUACAAAAUGGGCAGGGGAACACUCACAAGAAACCAAAAUAGCAGUAAUGAAAUCCUACCUCUAUUGUGGCUUAUUUCAUUUUAUU